AUGAGGCUGGCCAGAGCCUUUGCUUGGGCACUGCUGUGCAGUACAGCCACAACUGUUACAGCUCCAUAUGCCACAGCACCCAGUGACUGUGGGGGCCACUACACGGAUGACUAUGGCAGGAUCCUCAACUAUGUUGGGCCGAAAACUGAAUGUGUCUGGGUCAUUGAGUACAGCCCUGGGGAGACACCCAUGGUGGCCCUUCAAAACCUCAGCAAACUCACCUGUGGCAAAGAGUAUGUGGAAGUGCUGGAUGGACCUCCAGGGUCUGAGUCCUUGGCCAGGAAGUGCAGCGGCUACACUCACAUCUAUCGCUCUUCUUCCAACAUUAUCACCAUCAAGUACUCCAGAGAACCCAGUCACCCACCCUCCUUCUUUGAAAUAUAUUACUUUAUUGACCUUUGGGAAUAG
Molecule: messenger RNA, 408 nt
Organism: Saimiri boliviensis boliviensis (Bolivian squirrel monkey)
Lineage: Eukaryota; Metazoa; Chordata; Mammalia; Primates; Cebidae
Gene: SPADH
Product: spermadhesin family member
Source: RefSeq, a predicted model, not a curated record